Molecule: messenger RNA, 648 nt
Organism: Penicillium verhagenii
Lineage: Eukaryota; Fungi; Ascomycota; Eurotiomycetes; Eurotiales; Aspergillaceae
Product: putative IgE-binding protein
Exons: 2
Coding region: 1-648 (215 amino acids)
Source: RefSeq, a predicted model, not a curated record
AUGAAGCUCUCCGCUCUCCUCUCCCUCGUCCCCCUCGUCGCAGCCCUCCCCGGCUCGCGCUCCACCACCAAGGACGUCAACGCUCCCUUCGGCGUCACAGCCGCCCGCUCCGGCUCCCCCAUCCACUUCCUCCCCCUCACAGCCUCCGGCAGCAACUUCUACCUCGGCGGCAAGAGCGCCACCUACUGCCCCAGCGAGGUCGUGCCGGGCUGCAACGGCCGCACCAACGACACCAUCAUCUACGGCCAGUCCGCCCUGGAUGUCGUCGUCCCCGGCGGCCAGGCCAUCUACGUCGCCCCCACCGGCGCCCUGAUGUUCACCACCCCCCACUCGGGCUACAUCCCCGCCGGCUCAUCCCAGGGCCCCUUCCACUACGCCCCCGGCCAAUCUGGCAACCCGCUCGGCACCUGGACCUACACCGGCCAGGGCGCCGCGGGCUUCAUGGCUUGCCCCGUGCCUGCUUCCAACUCUAGCUCUAACGCUGCGGCCCGCCGUGCUGCUGCUGCCGCCCCGCCUUCUUGGCAGGUGUAUGCUGCCUUGCAGAACGCUACUGUGCCCUCUGGCAACGUUGGUGACUGUCUUGGCUUUGAUGCGCUUGCUGUUGGCUUGAAUGUUACUUCUGAUACCCUGGCUUGGGAGUACAUCUAA